GGACAGGCACACUGCUGAGGACGCCUGCAUUUUUCAGGAGGGUGAGGAACAAGGGGAGAAGAGAGAAGCACGGCCAGCAGCGGCUUUAGGUGAAACCACUUUGUCCCUGGAUCUGACCCUGAGGUUCACAGAGAGAGCGGAACGUCUGCUUUGCGAACUUCUAAGAAGCAACUUUGGUAUUCGGAGAAGGAGCUACAGCAGUUCUGAGGAGGUUCCGUCAGCACCGCCGUUUUGACGAACGCACCGAGCUCAGCUUUCCGCCCAGAUCAUACUACGUUUUCCCUUUUCAUCGUGCUUUUGAGCCCCGAUCAUGUCCGAGAGACACCUCAGGCUGCUCAUCUUUGCCCUGGUUCCUUUGGUCCUCUGGGUUCCUACGAGAGCCCUGGCCUGUGAGGAGGCAGGCCUGCCCAGGAACGUGGUGGUGGAGUGGUUCAAGCAGCGGGUGCUGGACGUGCUGGGACUGAAGGAGCCGCCAGUAAGUGGUGUGGUCGGACCCCCCCAACCUCUGAUGUCCCGGGUGGGGAGAGCAGCCUGGGCGGAGAAGAGAAGGUCUCAUGAGGAGACAUCGCAAGUCAUUCUCUUCCCAAGCUCUGAUUCCACUUGCGCGCACACUUUGGGCUUUCCAGUGCGGGAGGGCAGCAGCCACUUCACCUACUACUUCCAGCUCUCCACCCACGGUCAGGAGACCGUGGUCACAUCUGCCCACUUCUGGUUCUACGCAGGUGAAGGGGCUGUGAGCAGCAAUGCCUCUGCCCCCCUGUACAUCCUCACCACCCAGCAGCAGCUCAUCCAUGUGGCCGAGGAGCCUGAGAGUCGGAUCGCUGACGGAUGGACCACGUACCACGUGGGGCGCCGCCUCUAUCCUUCCAUAGCUGAGGGGCCCUUCAUGGUCCAAGUGCGCUGCCCCACUUGCAGCUGCCAGGCAGAUGCCGACAAGACCCCCUUCCUACAUCUGCACACCCGUUCCAGAGGGCUCGAGCGCUCGCGCAGAGCCCCUAUCCCCUGGUCGCCGUCCGCUAUCGACCUCCUCCAGCGGCCGUCAAGGGACAAGCACGACUUCGGUGACUGCCGCCGCACUGAGCUCAACAUCUCCUUCGAGGACCUGGGCUGGGACAACUGGAUUGUUCACCCCAAAGUUUUAACCUUCUCCUAUUGCCAUGGCAACUGCACAAGCCGGGAUCGAGUGACCACCGUCUUGGGCCUCAGGCAGUGCUGCGCCCCAGUUCCGGAAACCAUGAAGUCACUGCACUUCCACACCACUUCAGACGGAGGCUACUCCUUCAAGUACGAAACGCUGCCGAACAUCGUGGCUGAGGACUGCAGCUGUGUUUAG
Molecule: messenger RNA, 1333 nt
Organism: Scleropages formosus (Asian bonytongue)
Lineage: Eukaryota; Metazoa; Chordata; Actinopteri; Osteoglossiformes; Osteoglossidae
Gene: inha
Product: inhibin subunit alpha
Exons: 2
Coding region: 311-1333 (340 amino acids)
Cellular component (GO): extracellular region
Molecular function (GO): cytokine activity; growth factor activity
Source: RefSeq, a predicted model, not a curated record